AUGGUCUCGACAUCAUCUGUGGGGCCUGCAGGCACGACCUCGUCUCUCAAUGGCUCGAAAACUCCAUCGACCUCCCGAAACCAGAUACCUGGAAAGAAGGCUGUGAAGGGAAAGAAGAAUGCUCUUCAGCAACAUGAAAAGUCGCAGGAGCUUGAGCAAGACUUCACAAGAAAACAUCUUGGAGUACUCGGUGUAUUGGCUUGGAUCCUAUUCUUACAUGCUGCUGGCAUCUACUUCUUCAAAAAUGGCUUCCUUCUUACGAGGAUGGUACUGGACAAUAAAUCAUCCUGCGAGUUACCCCCUUUUGACGACGCCGUACAUGCAGAAAAUAAAGGAACCGGUUGCUGGCAUGAGAAAUCGUUUGAAAAGGCCGUUGUAAUCAUCAUAGAUGCUCUCCGAUAUGACUUCACAGUGCCGUUCUCGCCCCAUGAACCGAAUGAAGAAGCUCAGCUUUUUCAUGAUAAUAUUCCCAUCCUAUACGAGACCGCUGUCAAGAGUCCUUCCAAUGCUUUCUUGCUGCCUUUCAUCGCUGACCCGCCAACGACAACUUUGCAGCGACUGAAGGGUUUGACUACGGGAACCCUGCCCACUUUCCUCGACGCCGGUUCCAACUUUGCCGGCACUGCAAUCGACGAGGACAAUCUAGUUGCGCAGUUGCAUGGCGCCGGGAAAACCCUGGUGCAGCUCGGUGACGAUACAUGGCAAUCACUUUUUCCGGGAUACUUUGAUGAGAACCUUACUCAUUCUUAUGAUUCGUUCAAUGUGUGGGACUUGCAUACAGUUGACAAUGGCGUCAAUAAAAAUCUGUUCCCUCUCUUGCGUCCAGAAAACAGUGCUAAGUGGGAUGUUAUUUUUGGACAUUAUCUCGGUGUUGACCAUGCCGGUCACCGCUAUGGACCUAAUCACCCUGCCAUGGCUGCCAAGCUCCAGGAGAUGGAUGGGGUCAUUCGCAAAAUCAUCGCUUCUCUGGAUGAAAAGACACUGCUAGUUGUGAUGGGAGACCAUGGAAUGGACACCAAGGGCGAUCACGGUGGCGAGUCUGACGAAGAGGUACAGGCGGCUCUUUGGAUGUACUCGAAGCGCAAAUCUUUCGGCCGUACAGACCAGGAGACUGUGCUCCCACCAAAGCAUGCUAAAGACCGAUCUGUCCCUCAGAUCGAUCUUGUCCCGACUCUCUCAUUGCUCCUCGGCAUGCCCAUUCCGUUCAACAACCUGGGCUCCCCCAUCGAAGAAGCCUUUGUUGGACCUAGUGGCAAUGACUGGGCUAACUUGGCUACCGUUAAUCGUCUGACAUCCGCUCAGAUCAAGAGGUAUCAGCAUGCAUAUGCGAAUGCUCAAGGCGCCGGUGAUGACAAAGAGUCGUUUGCUCUUUGGAGUGCUGCAGAGGAGGAGUGGAAGUCCUCAUCGAAGGGCUUCACUUUCAAGUCGACCGCCGUCCGUUCCAGCUAUGAGCUCUAUCAUAAAUACCAGCGACACACUCUUGACAUUUGCCGUGGACUUUGGGCCCGUUUCGAUAUCGCUGGUAUGAUUCAGGGUGUUGUUCUUCUCUUCAGCGGUAUAUGUGUGUUGGUUCUCUAUGCGCGUGGAAUGAAAGCGGACCGAACUGAGCUCACUUCAAAAAUAUUAUCCUCUGUGGGUAUUGGAUCUGGAGUAGGUGCUGCAGCUGGUGCCGUCUUGGGCUUGGUAGGACUUACCAAUAUGACAGUCAUUGAACUUUCUGUCUUGCUGGCUGCGGUGGGAAGUAUAGUGGGUGGUGUGCUUGCCAUGGUCGACAAGUCAUCCCAUCUGACUUUUCCUCUCCCCAACGGUAUUUGGGGAUGGCUUGCCUUUUUUUUCACAUUAUCACAGUCAUUGGGAUUUGCAUCCAAUUCUUAUACAAUCUGGGAAGACGAGAUUCUCCUCUUCUUCCUCACCACUUUCGGCGUCUUUGCCGGUGUCUCAUCCAUGCGCCAGAAGUUGACCACAGACCGAGUCCUCGGAGUAUAUCAUUCCGUCCUUUUCGUGAUCCUAGGUCGAGUCGCGUCCUUUUCUCGCCUCUGCCGCGAGGAACAGAUGCCCUUUUGCCGUUCCACCUACUACGCAUCUUCUACCUCCUCCAUCUCCGCGCCUUGGCAAUUGGGGAUUCCAUUCCUGGUCACUCUCUUUCUUCCCAGCGUGGUUCGGUCCUUCUACACAGGCUCCAAGUCCUACGAAGGCGCCGCUGCUUUGUGGAUUGGGUUUGCUUUCCGCCUAGGUCUGCUCAUCACGUCGCUGUUUUGGCUGCUUGAGGGCGCCGACGACGGUGAAUGGCUGCCCAUGAGCAAAGACACGCUCAAGUCUAUUCGGACUUUUCUAGCGCAGAUUGUUCUUGUGCUGGCCUUUGGUGCAGGCACUGCCGCAUACUUUUACUCAAAGCCAUGUGUUAGCAUCAGUGUGAAUAAGCCAGCCGAGGACCCCAAUGCGCCCCCAGCUCCCAUUAUCGCUGGCCAGCAGCAGCAACCGCGAACCACUGUGACUAUCUUGGGCUUCGGCAAUGUACAUGGCACACGUUUCUUCUUCCUAGUUGUCAACUUUGCCCUUGCCAUCAUCCUCAUGCAAAAGCCUAUGGGCCAAGGCGCCAUUGCCCUCCUCCUUUGGCAAAUUCUCUCCCUCCUUGAAAUUCUUGAUACAAACGCCCUCACCCUGACCAACUCCUCCAUCGGUCCUGUCGUACUGGGUGUCCUCGGAUCAUUCUACUACUUCAAGACAGGCCACCAAGCGACACUGAGCAGCAUCCAAUGGGAAUCAGCCUUCAUUCCUCUCUCCACAAUCAAAUACCCCUGGUCACCACUCCUAGUAGUGCUGAACACCUUCGGCGCACAAAUCUUAGUCGCUCUCGCCGUGCCACUAACUGUCCUUUGGAAACGCCCCCUCCAAACUCACGACUCCAACUCUAAGUUUGCGAAUCCCGCCACAAAACUGCUCUCAGAUGUCAUGCAAGCUGCGUGCACACACAUUCUAUACCUAGCUACUAUCAACCUGGCCACGACCAUGUGGGCUGGCCAUCUACGUCGCCACCUAAUGCUCUACCGCAUCUUCAGCCCUCGUUUCAUGAUGGGUGCGGCUGUCCUGGGUGUCGUGGAUGUCGUUCUCAUGAUUUUCGCUGUUGCUGGUGUGCGUUGGAGCACUCUUAGCGUUGGCGAGGUCUUUGGCUGGUGA
This is a messenger RNA of Penicillium taxi, 3177 nucleotides long. Its product is annotated as mannose-ethanolamine phosphotransferase GPI13. The transcript is spliced from 2 exons. Gene Ontology annotation, cellular component: endoplasmic reticulum membrane. Gene Ontology annotation, biological process: GPI anchor biosynthetic process. The coding region runs from base 1 to 3177 and encodes 1058 amino acids. The record is from RefSeq and is a predicted model, not a curated record. Gene Ontology annotation, molecular function: mannose-ethanolamine phosphotransferase activity. Lineage: Eukaryota; Fungi; Ascomycota; Eurotiomycetes; Eurotiales; Aspergillaceae.